Molecule: messenger RNA, 1518 nt
Organism: Cyclocybe aegerita
Lineage: Eukaryota; Fungi; Basidiomycota; Agaricomycetes; Agaricales; Hemipholiotaceae
Source: the annotation of a GenBank genome assembly
AUGUCGAAGACGAAGUCAAGUCAGGAUUCCCUCAGCCAACCCCAGUCUGUCCUCGAGAAGCCCCAGAUCGAGGUCUAUGAAGACAAGGAGGCUAACGCGUAUUCUGAUGAUACGCCCACUUUCAACAAGGAGCGUACUGGCAGGCUCCUCCGGAAGCUGGACUGGAAUAUCGUCCCUUUCCUCUCCCUUCUCUACCUGCUAUCGUUCUUGGACCGAACAAACAUUGGCAAUGCCCGUCUCGCUGGAAUCGAAGCCGACCUGGGCAUGGAGGGCCUUGACUACAACAUCGCCCUCGCCGUGUUCUUCCCGUGGUAUGUCGCGGCCGAGAUUCCCUCCAAUAUCAUGAUGAAGCGCACGAGCCCGUCACUUUGGCUCUGCAUUAUCAUGGUUGCAUGGGGUGUCUGCAUGACGCUCAUGGGUCUCGUCACCAACUUCGCCGGCCUUCUCGCCGUUCGCAUGGCUCUCGGACUCGCCGAGGGUGGUCUCUUCCCCGGUGUUACCUGGUACAUCACCCUCUGGUAUCGCCGGCACGAGUGCGGUCUCCGCAUGGCCAUCUUCUUCUCUGCCGCCACUCUCGCCGGUGCCUUCGGCGGCCUCCUGGCCCGUGGCAUCUCCGAGAUGGACGGUAUUGGUGGGAAGCCAGGUUGGGCUUGGAUCUUCAUCAUCGAAGGUAUCGCAACCGUUAUCGUCGCAUUCUUCGCUCGCUGGAUCAUCAACGACUCUCCUGAGACUGCGAAGUUCUUGACCGAGGAGGAACGUCGGGAAGUCAAGGAUCGCCUAAAGCAAGAUCGCACUUCUCUCGCCGAUGAGUACCACAUCAAGUACUUCUACGAAGCGGUCAAGGACUGGAAGAUCUAUGUUCACAUGAUGAUCACUAUUGGCAUCUACACUCCCCUUUACUCGAUCUCGCUCUUCCUUCCCACCAUCGUCCGAAACAUGGGCUACACCAACAACGACUCGCAGCUCAUGAGCGUGCCCCCAUACGUCGCCGGAUGCGUUGCCACUAUUGCAUCAGGUUAUUUCGCCGACAAGACCCAGCGGCGUGGCGUGUUCAUGAUGUUCCACUGCAUCGUCGCCAUUGCUGGCUUUGUCAUGCUCGUCGCGACCGACCAGCCCCAAGUUCAAUAUGUUGGCACUUUCCUUGCUGUUGCUGGUAUCUACCCCAACGUCCCUAUGGGUGUCGCCUGGAACGGCAACAACAUCGGUGGCUCGACGAAGCGUGCUGUUGGUAUCGCUAUGCAUGUCGGAUUCGGUAACCUCGGAGGUGUCGUCUCUGGAUUCGUCUACCGAGCAAAGGACUCGCCGCGCUACUUCUCCGGUCAUGGUCUCCUGAUUGCGCUAGUCAGCAUGAGCUUCGUCCUCAGCUUCGUCAUGCACACAUAUCUCAAGCGCGAGAACGUACGCCGAGAGAACGCCAUGAAGGCUCUCGGCCUAACGCUUGACACGUACACAGAAGAGAUGAAGCACGCCGAACGCGAAAAGGGAGACAACGCUACGUUCUUCCGGUACACAGUCUAA